Cannabis sativa is the source of this 1943-nucleotide messenger RNA. RefSeq lists its product as uncharacterized. The record is from RefSeq and is a predicted model, not a curated record. NCBI's taxonomy places the organism in Eukaryota, Viridiplantae, Streptophyta, Magnoliopsida, Rosales, Cannabaceae. The transcript has 5 exons. The coding region runs from base 532 to 1617 and encodes 361 amino acids.
CACCUUGUCUCCAAUAUUUUGUUUUUAUUUAUUUAUUUAAAUUAAUUUAAUAUCUCUAUUUACCUCUUCUCUUCAUCCUCUUUCUUCUUUCAUAUAACAAAUAUUAUUUUGAUCGACACCUCGAUAUCUCCUUCCUCUUAAUCCUCUGUGUCUCUGACUACUCAUUUUAUCUUCACACUCUUUCAAAUCUAGUUAUUUUUACUUAUUCUUUUUAUGUAUAUAAUUCUUUUCCUCUUCUGUUUCUUUCUAUUGUUUCGACAACAGUAGGGAUAUUUCAGAUCUAAACAUAUACAGGACUACACUUAUUUUAUGCAAAAAUAUUAUAAAAAUCUUUUUUCCUCCAAAAUUCGGUAAUAGACCAUUAUCUAUUUGUAAGAAUUUAAGGUUCCGAAGGUGGAUUGGGAUUAAUAAUAUAUUUGUAGCUUCUGGGGUUCUUUCAAAACCCUUUUUUUUUUUUUUUUUUUUUUUAUUUUUUUUAUGUUCCCCAUUUUCAGAAAUUUUCGUUUAUAGAUUUCUGGAUUUGUCGUUAGAAUGGUUACAGUUAAUCUGGGAUUGCUCCAUUAUGUGGUGGACCAUGUUUAUGGUGCAUUGAUGCACAGAUCAAAGAUAAGCCCACCAUUUUUCUCUGGAGGGUGGGGUGGUUCAAAGCUUGAGCUGCUGGAGAGGAUGAUUACGCAGUUGUUUCCAGACAUGGCUGGCCAGAAUUGGCCUCCCACUUCCAUUCAACCCAUUUGGAAAACAGUCUGGGAAAGCAGGACGGCUUGUUUAAGAGAAGGGGUCUUUAGGACUUCAUGCGAUGAGCAACUUCUUAGUGCAUUGCCUCCUGAGUGUCACAAUGCAAGAGUUGCUUUUCUCACCCCAAAAGGAGUUCCAUCUCACAGGAUGGCCUGUGUCGUUCACCUUGCAGGAACUGGAGAUCAUACAUUUGAAAGGAGGUUACGUCUUGGAGGGCCAUUGUUGAAGGAAAAUAUUGCAACUAUGGUACUUGAGAGCCCCUUUUAUGGACAAAGGCGUCCUUCACUACAGCGUGGUGCAAGACUCUUGUGUGUUAGUGACUUGCUUUUAUUAGGAAGUGCAACCAUUGGAGAAGCACGCAGUCUCUUACACUGGUUAGACUCAGAAGAAGGAAUAGGCAAGAUGGGUGUUUGUGGACUCAGUAUGGGAGGAGUUCAUGCUGCAAUGGUUGGAUCACUGCACCCUACACCUGUUGCAACCCUUCCUUUUCUCUCUCCACACUCUGCUGUUGUGGCAUUCUGUGAGGGAAUACUAAAGCAUGCAACUGCAUGGGAAGCACUGAGAGAGGAACUUGCAGCACAGCAUGCUGCAAUGACUCUCGAGGAGGUCAAAGAACGAAUGCGAAAUGUUUUGUCUCACACAGAUGUCACCCGCUUUCCAAUACCAAAAAAUCCCAAUGCUGUAAUAUUUGUUGCUGCGACUGAUGAUGGAUACAUUCCAAAACACUCUGUUCUAGAGCUUCAAAAGGCUUGGCCCGGUUCAGAAGUGAGAUGGGUCACAGGUGGCCAUGUCUCAUCUUUCCUUCUCCACAAUGGUGAGUUUCGCAGAGCCAUUGUUGACGGGCUGAAUAGAUUACAAUGGAAGGAUGAGUCUUCAUUGUGACAGUCAUUGCAUGAUAUAGCUGACUGCAUAUGCAUAAUUAUUAGUUGUUGUCAUGGUAAUCUUCUUACCUAUAAUUUCUUCUCCAACCUUGUAUAAUGGUCUUCUAACAUCUGAGAGCACCUAUUAGAGAAUAACAAAGAAAAGAACAAAAACAAAAAAAAGAAAAGAAAGAAAAGGUGUAGUGUGAAUUUUUUAUCUUCUUCAUUUUGUGGUUUUAUAACAAGACUUCCUGUUUUUAGGAGGAAAGAGCCCCUCAUUUCUAUUGGAAGGACAAUAAAUAUGAUCAAUGAUUAUUGGUCACCAGUUUGGUUUGUGGUCUCGUUCAA